CCCUCCAGGGCCGCCGCUGCGCACUGGGCGGGGCGGGUAAGCUCCUCCUGCUCGGGCACCGGAGCGGCACAGCCGGGACGGCGGGUCUACGGAGCGGGAGCUGCUUCCCCCAGGCUCGUCCCGGCGCUGCCGUCGGAGCGGAGCGGAGCGGAGCGGAGUGGAGAGGCGGCGCCGCCACUGCCGUGCGCGGCCCCAGCACCUGCCGCGAGCUGGAAUGUUUGCUGCUUUUCCUACAGGGUUAUAAGCUUUGAUAUUCAGAAGACCAAACUGAAAGAUGCCAUCUGAGAGGUGCCUGAGUGUUCAGGAAAUGCUGACAGGUCAGAGGCUUUGUCAGUCCAGCUCCCAUAAUGAUGCUGUCCUGGCAGCCCUGAACCAACAAAGAAGUGAUGGCAUACUUUGUGAUAUUACUCUUAUUGCUGAAGAGCAGAAAUUUCAUGCACAUAAAGCAGUCCUGGCAGCCUGCAGUGACUACUUCCGAGCAAUGUUUAGUCUCUGCAUGGUUGAAAGUGAAGCCGAUGAGGUGAAUUUACAUGGUGUCACAAGCCUUGGUUUAAAACAAGCCCUGGACUUUGCAUAUACUGGACAGAUCCUCUUGGAACCAGGGGUGAUUCAGGACGUCCUGGCAGCUGGGAGUCAUUUACAGCUGCUGGAGCUUCUCAGUUUGUGUUCUCACUAUCUCAUUGAGGAGUUAAAUAGUUUUAAUUACUUGGACCUGUAUAAGCUUGCGGACCUCUUCAACCUGACUUUGUUGGAGAAUGCAGUCAUUGGCUUCCUAGUAAAACAUCUCUCUGAGCUACUGAAGAGUCAUCCUGAAGAAGUUCUGGCACUCCCAUACUGUCUUCUUCGAGAGGUUUUUAAAAGCGAUAGACUCACUUCACUCAGUGAAGAACAGAUCUGGCAGCUGGCUGUAAGGUGGUUGGAACACAACUGCCGCUACCAGUACCUGGAUGAGCUUCUCCAGUACGUCCGCUUUGGCCUUAUGGAUGUGGAUACAUUGCAUACUGUAGCUCUUACUCAUCCUCUUGUCCAAGCAAGUGAAACUGCGACAGCACUCAUUAACGAGGCCUUGGCUUACCACCAGAGCGUCUAUGCACAGCCAGUUUGGCAAACCGCAAGGACAAAACCCCGCUUCCAGUCAGACACUCUCUACAUUAUUGGUGGGAAAAAACGUGAAGUCUGUAAAGUGAAGGAAUUGCGAUACUUCAAUCCAGUAGAUCAGGAGAACGUUCAUAUCGCAGGGAUUGCUAACUGGAGUGAGCUGGCGCCUAUGCCUGUAGGGAGAAGCCACCACUGUGUUGCUGUCAUGGGAGACUUUCUUUUUGUAGCUGGUGGAGAGGCAGAGCACUCCACAGGGCGCACGUGUGCGGUGAGAACAGUCUGUCGAUAUGACCCUCGCACUAACUCUUGGGCUGAGAUAGCUCCGAUGAAGAACUGUCGGGAACACUUUGUGCUGGGAGCCGUGGAUGAGUACCUGUAUGCCGUAGGGGGGAGAAAUGAAUUGCGUCAAGUGUUACCUACAGUGGAACGCUAUUGCCCCAAGAAGAACAAGUGGACCUUUGUUCAGUCCUUUGAUCGAUCGCUCUCAUGCCAUGCGGGAUAUGUGGUGGAUGGUCUUCUUUGGAUAUCAGGUAGAAAACGUUUCACACAGUUUGAGCUGUCCUUUUGGAAUGGAAAUACAUGACCCAGCAUUGUGUUUCUGAUGUGUCUCCUGUAGUUUAACGUUCUGGAGGUAAUCAUCCAAAUAACUAUGAUUUUUAUUUUUCAAAAUGCUAAUCUGACAUCUCAUUUUAAACAUUGUGCUGGGAGUGAAAAUAACUGUAUGUAAAAGAAAAUCAAAUUACAAAACAGAUAUUAGAAAAGAUGGGUUUGUGCGUGUGGCUGAUGGCUACUAGGACUGUGGAGGCUGCACAACAGUGUAGAGACAAAUAACAGAUUGUGAGUUUAGACACAGGAGCAGUCAUUGGUUUCCAAUGCCUGUUCUCGUGUGUGCACAUCACAGGUUCUGUGUUGAGCAGGGUGCAGCACAGUGUGAUGGAAAUGGUUUGCAAAGGCUGCAUCUCAUCCUAGCUCUCUCUGAACCUGUAAGUGUCUCUGAGCUGGGAGUUUGUGCCAUUGUCCAUGUCAGGCCCAGCACAGGUUGGUGCUUGCUGAGAUGCACCCAAUUAACAGCGUUAUUUCUCCCUGCUACUGCAGCUGAAGAGGACUCUAAAAUAGAUACAUCCAUAGUUUCUGCUAUCCAUUGAUCAAAUUCUCAGCCUCACUAAAAUUAUUUGGAGUAAUCAGAGGGUACUUGUAUGUUAGCAAGUAGCUCAACCCAGUAGGAGCAGAUCAGCACUAAACUUUGGUUCUGAGUUCUUUAUAUUUAUUCCAUGUACAUGUUCACAUCUUUUGCUUUGGACUAGAUUUGUUCUGGUCCUUUGGCCCAAAUGUUCCCAGUACUAAGAUGGAACAAAGCUAUUCAAAAGACCAGUUAUUAUUUCACACUCUUAUGCCACCAUUAAGAAGUGAAGCACAGCUGGUGCAAAUCUGGAACAGAGCUUCUGGUUUAACUUCAGUGCACACCCGUCCGAACGUACAGCCUAAAAGAACAUGUGAGAGGUGGGGAAGUUGCUUCAAAAUCACGAUAUGGCUCUGAACCAAAAUGCUGCCCUAGCUGCAGCUGGACACUGGCAAAAUGAGGAUUCCCCAGCAUGGAGCUUGGAGAUAAAAGGAAAAAAAAAAAAACCCAGCAGCCUUAGUGGGAGUAGCUAUAGCUCAUCCAGCAGGAAUGAGUAGUAGGAAUUAGUAGCUGCAUAAUAGCUUAUUGUAUGAUUAGUGUUGUAGGUGUCAGUCAUCUUACUGACUUAUAAUGUUAAGUAUAGGUGGUAAAGGUUAGACAAGAUGGAGUUCUUGUCAUACCUCUAAAAGGGGGACUGAUGUCUAUGGAUUUAUUUUUAGCUUUUUGUAGAUUUUAGAAGUAGCUGUAGUUAGUUCACCCUUUAGCACAGUAGUUUACACAUUUACCCAUCCCAAUUACCCCAUUUCAUAUCUAACUAUCUAAAUUCCUGUAGCUUGUUUAGACUUCCCUCAAGGUAGGCCUUCUUUCUGUUUAAGAACAUUUGCACCCUGGCUUGAACAACAAGAUACAUCAUAGGAACAACAAGAUACAUCAUAGUCAAAGCAUCCUUCAAAACCCAGAGUUUUGGAGGAGCUCCAAGGACUGGAUGUGCUGUGACUAAGAGGAAGAUAAGGAAGAGGGGGUCCCAGAACCCCCUAACUCAAUUGCCAAAGAGGCGUGCCGAGGGCAGAACUGGGAGGAACUGGGGAGCUGAUAAAUCUGGGAUUGGUUGGGAUAAUACCUUAUAUUGUGGAACUCCCUGGACAUGAGGUGCAUCGUGUGUAUUUCCCUGGGCCUAAGAGCCUAAUUAAAGGACCUGCUUGUCUUACCUUAUAUACUAAAUUGGCCUGGAGUUUUUUUCUCUGGGAUCUUUUGAGGCAUCAGUUUGGCCAUAGCUCAGCCAGCAGGAAUGAAAAUCACUGUGCCGCUGACCUGGCUGAAACAGAAGAGAAGCAUCAACAAAUGCAAUGACAGAUGAAAUUUGUUCUUCUCAUUGCUGUGGAUUUUGUCCACUAUUGACACGUGCCAUUAAAACUCUAAUAUAAAACGUUUGUCAGUAUGAGUCGCACUGGUGUGUGGCCAGUGGCAUGCCCUAGUUCUGCCCAGACCUCUUGGUAGGAUGAAGGUGAGGUGCAACUUGCAGGUGUUAUGUCUGGUCCCACCUUCCCAUGGGCCCAGGGUGGUGAGAGAGGGGUACUGGGACCUGUGGCAGUGCUGCAGUGACACAGUUUUCCCAGGAGGUUUGAGCACACUCAAGAACAUGUUUGCACAGGUAAGAUUACGGACUUGACACUGAAGUUUUCCAUGUUUACUCAAUGAGAUUUGCCUUUUAAAAAUAAUGGAGAACAGGAUGAUUGGGCAUUAAACAUCUGUUUACUGUGUUGAGGUAAAUGGUUUGCAGCAUCUACUUGGGUCAGACUCUAUUCUGAACUUUUCUGAGGUGCUUUAUACUUUGCUUUCUGACUGUUAUUGGAAAGUAAGUGGUAGACCAGUUUCUGUCACUAUGGAGGAACCUUCCAACCUAAGUCUACAACUAAACCAGGAGAUACUCUCUCUACAAACUAAAUAUAGGAUUGCUUUCAAAUAUGUAGGUGAGCUCAGCUGCACACAUUUCCUCCAUGCUGUCCAGCUGGCAUUGGUAUCCCACAUCAUGCUCCUGGUUAGGCAGAGAUUCUCUCUGACCUCUUUCUUCUCUUUGAUGCAAGCCCACCUCCUCCUCCUUUUUAAACUGUCACACUCUGCACACUCCUUGGAACAGGGAUGGGUUUUAUCUUAGUGUCUUGACUAAGGCUGAAUGCACAGUCAUUUAAAAACAGAUCAGUUUUUAUCUCGUUUUUAGCCCAUAGAAUUAGCUUUACAAAGGAAGUGUGUGUAGGGUGUUAAUUGUUGCUAUUCUGUGUUUCUCUAUGUUUGACAAAUAGGGCCACUUAUUACCUUGUAACCAGAUUAAAAAGUGCAGUGGAAUGUAAGCAGAAGUUGUGGUACUUAAUGUAAUUAUGUCAGCAAAUGAACUCUAGAAUUGGUUGUUUUGCUGUAUCUGAUCUCGGUCCUGGU
Messenger RNA from Pipra filicauda (Wire-tailed manakin), 4651 nucleotides. It is a transcript of the gene KLHL32, whose product is annotated as kelch like family member 32. Gene Ontology annotation, molecular function: protein binding. The coding region runs from base 275 to 1681 and encodes 468 amino acids. NCBI's taxonomy places the organism in Eukaryota, Metazoa, Chordata, Aves, Passeriformes, Pipridae. The transcript is spliced from 8 exons. The record is from RefSeq and is a predicted model, not a curated record.